Molecule: messenger RNA, 1931 nt
Organism: Chenopodium quinoa (quinoa)
Lineage: Eukaryota; Viridiplantae; Streptophyta; Magnoliopsida; Caryophyllales; Amaranthaceae
Product: 3-isopropylmalate dehydrogenase 2, chloroplastic-like
Exons: 11
Coding region: 347-1588 (413 amino acids)
Biological process (GO): L-leucine biosynthetic process
Molecular function (GO): 3-isopropylmalate dehydrogenase activity; NAD binding; magnesium ion binding
Source: RefSeq, a predicted model, not a curated record
UCAAGAUGGUCAAACUUGUGAAGAAAGUCAAGUGUGUCAAUUAUUUUAGAAUAGAGAAAAUACUUGUGAUUAUAAACUAAUGCUCGAAGUUGUGUGUUACACACAAUCUAAUCAAGAAGGUAAUUUGGUAGUUUCAUACUUUCAUAGUUUGGUUACUUUGGUAUUGUUCAUUGUUUGUGCAAUUAUGCCUCUUGAUAAAGAAAAUUAAUUCAUGUGCUUAACCUUGAACAAGAAGUGCCCACUCUAGAGCUUAGACAAAAGUGAGCACAUCUCACAUUCUCACUUCCCAUAAAAUCCCAUUCAUACCCUCAACCCAGUUUCCUCUCUCCUCUUUGACUCCCCAACAAUGGCAGCAACCCAUUUACAGCUUCAUUUGGCGGCGCCAUUAAAACCCCGAAUUCAUCUUCAUAAAGCUAAAACCUUUGCUACAAUUAACCCCACAAAAUUCCCAACUGUGCGAUGUUCUGCUGCUGCUGCAACGCCCACCAAAAGAAGCUACAACAUCACUCUUCUUCCUGGUGAUGGCAUUGGCCCUGAAAUUAUCUCUAUUUCUAAAGAUGUUCUUCAAUUAGCCGCAUCUCUUGAAGGGAUUGAGAUCAAGUACCAAGAGAUGCCUGUUGGUGGCUCUGCUUUUGAUCUCGCCGGAGUUCCAUUGCCAGAGGAGACCCUUGCAGCAGCAAAACAAUCUGAUGCUGUUCUUCUUGGAGCUAUUGGAGGGUAUAAAUGGGACAAACUUGAAAAGAAGUUGAAGCCAGAGACCGGCUUGCUUCAGCUUCGAGCAGGUCUUGACGUGUUUGCAAAUUUAAGGCCAGCUACUGUCUUGCCUCAGUUGAUCGAUUGUACAACAUUGAAGAGAGAGGUAGCUGAAGGUGUUGAUCUAAUGGUGGUGAGGGAGCUUACUGCUGGUAUUUAUUUUGGGGAGCCUAGGGGUUUUGGUGUGAAUGAAAAGGGAGAGGAGAUUGGUUUCAAUACUGAGGUCUAUUCUGUUUCUCAGAUUGACCGUAUUGCUCGUGUUGCUUUUGAGACUGCUAGAAAGAGGCGUGGGAAACUGUGCUCUGUUGAUAAAGCCAAUGUUCUAGAGGCAUCUAUGCUUUGGAGGAAAAGAGUUACGGAUAUGGCAGCAGACUACCCUGAUGUUGAGCUUUCACAUAUGUAUAUUGAUAAUGCAGCAAUGCAACUUAUUCGUGAUCCCAAACAGUUUGACACUAUUUUAACCAACAACAUAUUUGGUGAUAUAUUAUCUGACGAGGCUUCAAUGAUUAGUGGGAGUAUUGGAAUGCUUCCUUCUGCAAGCAUAGGUCAAUCGGGACCUGGACUUUUUGAACCUAUACACGGCUCUGCUCCUGACAUUGCCGGACAGGACAAGGCAAAUCCAUUGGCAACGAUCUUAAGUGCUGCAAUGCUUUUGCGAUAUGGUCUUGGGGAAAGCAAGGCCGCAGAAAGGAUUGAGGCAGCUGUUAUGGAGACCCUAAAUAGGGGAUUCCGAACUGGUGACAUAUACUCAGCUGGAAAUAAAUUAGUUGGAUGCAAUGAGAUGGGUGAACAGGUGAUGAAGUCAGUAGACUCUCCAAUUCCUGCUGCUGUUUGAGUCUGCAUUUUCGCAUGAAAGCCCAGUGGCUGAUAUUGGACAGUAGCUCCCUCCAAGUACUGAGGGCAUAAAAUCCUGACAAUUCAUUCAUGUGGAGGAUGAUCGAGAAACUGACUCACAAUUUUGCGUAGCAUGCUAUGAUAUGUGGUAGGUUAUUUCCAAUUUGGGAAUAACAGAUUUGCACUGUAAUUUCUGAUCUAUAUUAAGAAUAAUACUGUUAACUCAAAGCCGUAGCAAAAUGUGGCAUUCAAUGUAACCAAUUCUUCUGUCUUGUUAACUGUGAGGCAACUGAUAGAGGAUGAAAUAAAUAGGGGCCCUGGGUCUAUAUUUAAUGGGGCUGCAA